Dictyostelium discoideum AX4 is the source of this 588-nucleotide messenger RNA. RefSeq names its product Rho GTPase (gene racB). The record is from RefSeq and is a predicted model, not a curated record. Bases 1 to 588 code for a protein of 195 amino acids. Gene Ontology annotation, cellular component: plasma membrane. The transcript is spliced from 3 exons. Gene Ontology annotation, molecular function: GTPase activity; G protein activity; GTP binding. NCBI's taxonomy places the organism in Eukaryota, Evosea, Eumycetozoa, Dictyosteliales, Dictyosteliaceae.
AUGCAAUCAAUUAAAUUGGUGGUAGUAGGUGAUGGUGCUGUUGGUAAAACUUGUUUAUUAAUUUCUUAUACAUCAAAUUCUUUCCCAACAGAAUACGUUCCAACUGUAUUUGAUAACUAUUCAGCAAAUGUUAUGGUAGAUAAUAAAACUGUUUCAUUAGGUCUUUGGGAUACUGCUGGUCAAGAGGAUUAUGAUCGUUUAAGACCACUUUCAUACCCACAAACCGAUGUUUUUCUUAUUUGUUUCGCUAUUAUAAGUCAAACUUCAUAUACAAAUGUAAAAUCUAAAUGGUGGCCUGAAGUCACACAUCAUUGUCCAAACUGCACAAUUAUUUUAGUUGGUACAAAAUGUGAUUUAAGAGAAGACAAAGAAAGUUUAGAAAAACUCAGAGAAAAACAUCAACAACCACUCACCUUCCAACAAGGUGAACAAAUGGCAAAAGAAAUUAAAGCCUUUUGUUAUAUGGAAUGUUCCGCUUUAACUCAAAAAGGUCUCAAACAAGUUUUCGACGAAGCUAUUAAAGCUGUUAUUUUCCCAGAUAGAGAUAAGGCCACAAACAAAAAGAAUUCAAAAUGUUCAAUUUUAUAA